GAAGGAAACAGCGCCGUGGCCGAAACACGAAACUCCAGAAAACUGGAAAAAGGGGGACUAGAGGAAACAGUUUAUUCACGUUUCAGUCGGUGAUAUAAGCGACAUUUUGUUUCUUUUUUAUGUUGUUUACCUGGUGUUCUUUGAGACUGACUUACAAUGGCGCCUGAAAAAGAAAAUCCACGAAAUUCCGUGCCAUCCCAUUGAAAGCAAGUUUACUCAUGGAGUAAGGAAAGGAGCAAGUCGGGAGUCAUGAGCACAGGUGUGAAGAAGCCGCCAGUGGCUCCCAAACCCAAACUCGCUCCCUUGGUGAAGCUCUGGCCUCCUCCCAUCGCCCCCAAACCUGAUCUUCUCCUCUCCCAGCCUUCCCAAYCCUCCCYCCUUCUUACCCAACCCUCCCCUGCYGYGCUAAAGAGAGCCAAACCUGCUGUGGCGCCCAAACCAUGCCUCUCCAAACCCUCCGCCCCWSMAGCCCCGGCUUCUCCCCCACCCCYCAGACCCAGAGUACCCCAAACCCCUUCCCAGRAGUGCMGSGGGGCUGGGGACGASAGCCUCUCCUUCCUCAACUCCAGAAACGGGAUCCUGUCGCAGCCCAUCCUGCGCGACUCGGWCUACAUCAUUCCUACRUGCUCCUGYGGACUCCAGGACUGCUCCCAAUGCAAACGACUAGGGAAUGGGAACGUUACAGAGGUCGGGAGCGAUACGCUCGGCUCCUGGCCAAACGGGAAUGCCACGGAAAGCAYUGGAACGCUGGUAGCCAAUCGGCCGGGUAAAACAGAGAACGGAGACAGUGAGGAGAGCGGAGGAGUGACCAACACCCUCCAUCUCAGGCUCAAGGACAAACCCCAGAGACAGGAGGGGCAGAGGGAUGGAGAGGGGAGCAGGGAUGAGGAGAAGCUGCAGGGGAACAAAGAGGAGAGACAGAGGAACCAGAAAGGACAGGAGGGUCAGCGGUAUCAGACUGGUUCAGGGGACCAGUCAUGUAAUGUUCUUGAGGUGGCAGAAACACUUACACAGACUAAAGCUUCUAAUGCAGAACAGACAUACACUGACAGCUGUAAUAUAGACUGCAAUGAGACUGACACCAUUCCCACUCCCCUCAUCCUCCCACUGGAAGUCUCCCCCAUUCGCACCCCCCCACAGACAGUCCCCCCCACCCGCACCCCCUCUCAGAUAGUUCCACCCACCCGCACCCCCCCACAGAUUUUACCCCCCAACCUCGCCCCCUCCCAGGUGGACAGUGAGCCUGACAGCACCCCCUCCCACGCAGACAGUAGUACACAGUGUUCCAGAAUACCCAGGUUACCCACUGACCUCACAGUCCCUGCCGCCCCAGUAAGCCCCUGCCCGUGCCGCUGCCACGCAAGCCCCAGAGGAGGAGAAGAAGAGGAAGUUGAGGACGGGUACGGAGACUUUGAGCGCUACCCUAUCACCCGGAGCCUGCCCAACAAGAUCAAGCUCAGCUGCCGCCCGCCCCCCGUCAGGGCCCAGUCCUUCUCCUCGGCUGACCUGCUGGCCCGCGCCGACGGCACCAAGAGGAGCCUUCCUUCCCGAAGCUUCUGGAGCUGCGGUUGUCUGUCAGAUGUUGCCACGGUUACUGGCCAGAAGCGGCCAGUCUCUGGAUUGUACCAGCGUGGAGCCGGGCGGGACGGGACGGUGACCAGUCCGACGACAGUGCGGGUGUCUGGCAGGGAUGGAGAGGCAUCUGAGUCCCAUGGCUAUAGAGACAUCGUGCCAUUUACUGUUCCCAUAAAACGUUCAAAAGGUCAUUCAGAAGUGUGUGUACGUGGUAUGCUUGCAUGGAUAUACUGUAUGUGUAAGUGCACACACACUCUGGCUGAUAACCAUGAGGAUAAUGCGGAGACCGGGACUUCCUGUUUUGCCUGCAGGGGCUGGCAUGGAUUGGACGAUGCUCACUCUGAGGAGGAAGUCCACAGCUCUGACGAGGAUGACAACAGCUCUACCUCCAGCAAGGAGCACCUGGAGCUGUCAGAAGAAGACAGACAGCAGGAGGAUGAGGUGAAGAGGAAAAAGGUGGUGCAUAUCGCCCAGGAGAUCAUGAGCUCUGAGAAAGUGUUUGUGGAUGUCCUGAAGCUUCUUCACAUAGAUUUCCGGGACGCAGUUGCCAAGGCGACACGUCAGAAUGGCAAGCCGGUGGUUGAAGAGCGUAUUCUAACCCAGAUCCUCUACUACCUGCCUCAACUAUACCAGCUCAACCGAGACCUGCUCCGGGAACUAGAGGAGAGGGUGGCCCACUGGGGGGACCACCAGAGGCUGGCAGACAUCUUUGUUCAGAAGGGGCCGUACCUGAAGAUGUACUCCACCUACAUCCGGCAGUUUGACAACAACGUGGCUAUGCUGGACGAACAGUGUAGGAAAAACCCUGGCUUCGCAACUGUGGUCCGGGAGUUUGAGAUGAGUCCUCGAUGUGCCAGCCUGGCUCUGAAGCACUACCUGCUGAAACCUGUACAGAGAAUCCCCCAGUAUCAGCUUCUGCUCACAGAUUAUCUGAAGAACCUUCCUGAGGACUCGUCUGACUACAAAGACACGCAAGCUGCUCUGGGCAUAGUGAAGGAGGUGGCCAACCAUGCCAACGACAUCAUGAAACAAGGGGAUAACUUUCAGAAGCUGAUGCAUAUUCAGUACAGUCUGAACGGACAGCAUGAGAUUGUUCAGCCGGGCAGGGUGUUUCUUAAGGAGGGCACUCUGAUGAAGCUGUCCAGGAAGGUCAUGCAGCCACGGAUGUUCUUCCUGUUCAAUGACAUUCUUCUGUACACCACUCCAGUUCAGUCUGGUCAGUAUAAACUCAACAGCAUGCUCUCUCUGGCGGGGAUGAAGGUGAGUAAGCCCAGUCARGAGGCGUAUCAGAAUGAACUGAACAUUGAGAGUGUGGAGCGUUCCUUCAUCCUGUCUGCCAGCUCGGCCACAGAGAGAGAUGAAUGGCUGGCGGCCAUCGCCACGGCGAUAGACGACCACACCAGGAAGAAGAUCACCUUCAUAUCCAGCCGGAGUCAGGAGGAGGCUGAUGGCGUGUGUGACAGUGGGGCCCCUCUAGGUUCUAAGGCCCCUAUUUGGAUCCCAGACCUGAGGGCCACSAUGUGUAUGGUCUGUACCUGUGAGUUCACCCUCACCUGGAGACGCCACCACUGCCGAGCCUGCGGGAAGGUGGUGUGUCAGACGUGCUCGUCCAGUAAGUUCUAUCUAGAGUACUUGAAGAACCAGCCGGCUCGUGUGUGUGACCACUGCUUCGUCAAGCUACAGGAGAACAGUGACCGUGUUGCUUCUGGGGCGCUGUCUCCUACUGGCAGAUCUGGGGGAUUCUCUUUCUCCAGGAAACAGAAGAAGAUCCCAGCUGCUCUCAAAGAGGUGUCUGCAAACACAGAGAACUCCUCCAUGAGUGGCUACCUACAGAGGUCAAAGGGCAACAAGAAGCAAUGGAAGAGGCUAUGGUUCGUCAUCAAGAACAAAGUCCUGUACACCUACGCCGCCAGCGAGGACGUAGCCGCUCUAGAGAGCCAGCCUCUGCUAGGCUUCUUCCUGCGGGAGGAGAAGUGUGGGCCUUUCCAGAAGCUGCAGUUUAAACUGUACCACAAAAACACCCUGUUCUAUAUCUUCAAGGCUGACGACAUCCCCACUGCACAGAGGUGGAUUGAGGCUUUCCAGGAGGCCAUGAUUCUUUAACACCUAAACCAGUCAGCUCAUGUCCUUCCCCUGGAGCCAAUGAAAGGACACCUUUUGAUCCUUGACCUCUAGACACGUCAGGGGUCAGCAGCUCAGGAAGCACUCCCCACACCCCGAGCSAUGCCACCCCGAGCCCUGAUGAACCGGUCUGGCUGCCCGCCAGGAGACCCCAGAGUCACAGUGGUGUGAAGAGCAGACAUCAUUGUCUUUCUGGUGGAAAUAUGGACUUUGUUUCAGCUCUACAUUACAUUCAUUGUAAAUGUUGGGAUCYGUUGAAAAUGUGCCCUUGGUCAAACCACCAUGCUUCCAGURGAGCUCUGAGGUUAUGGGCRUGUUGAGCCUCACAGGCUGCAUAUCUAUCUGCUCUGGAUCUUAGAUGGAACCGUUAUGUGUCACAGCUGUGGGUCAAAGGUCAUGUCCUGAAGCGUGUGUGUGUGGAAGUGUUAACAGAAUUAUUGUCUGUGGACAGCCUGCUACCUUAUACAGGGGUGCCUACGGUCCACAAAAGCCUUGAAAGUCAUUGAAAAKGAUUUUAUGUAAAUUGCUAUUGAUUUACAUUAUCCCUGAAAAGUUAAAGGAUAUUGUUAUUUUCUUUGGGAAAUGUAAGGAAAUUGGAAUGGCGAUUAGAGUGUGAACCUUGCAUGAUGAGAUGGAUAUCAGUUACAAAGAAGGGUGAGAAAGCAGUGCAUUCUCUCUGAGUAGGGAAGCUUCUCUGGUGCACUGCAGGUGGUUGGAUUCAACUGUGAAAAAACAGGGUGCCACAAAGACACAGGAGAUGAGCAUUUUGCUCCUUAGAAAUAUAGCAAAAUUACAGGGGUCGGUUUAUGUUGUUAUUCUCUGUUAGGCUUAACUCAGUACAUCUACCACAUGUAUAAUGCAGUAUACUGGAUAAAACUGGAAAUGGCAUAAGUGUCAAUAUUGUACUACACAACCUAUAGAACAAAUGCAUUUUAAAGAGUAUUUGUUAGACUCAGAUGCGGUGGUUGGGUAAUAUGUAGAAUUGGGAGAGUAAAAUGUACCUUUUUUUGUGUAAAAGUCGWGAGCUAAUAUUUAUAUAGAACUGUACAUUUCUCAAUGUCCAUAAUUAUGUGAUUUUAGAAAUAUGAUUUAUUUGAUAACGGAUAUUAUCUUUGUCACUUUUGUAAUAAAUAGUAGCUACCUUUUUUAUUGUAUGCCAUGAUGGUUGUAAAAGCAUGUGUUGUAACAAUGCCUYACUAGUUUGUUUUACACUGCCACAACAGACUUGUUGGAUUCAUUAGGAUUCAUCUUUUAAUCCAGGCCUCGUUUGUAUAAUUUUUUUAUUGAAUCAUUUAAAGUGGACAGAUUACAAAAUAAUGUUUGUCUUUUGAGAUAGACAUGGAAUGGAGAAUGAAAUCUAUCCCUUAGGAAAUGCUCACUAGCAAUAAAGCAACAUUCAGACAGUGCCUUAAAUAUGCUCAAUUAUUUUGUAAUAAUAUAGAUACAGAAAAUGGUAUUUAAUUAUCUUGCCUUGUUUCAUUCAUUAUUCAUUUGAAUUYGGAUAUUCUAUUAUCACAGUGACUACUUUGGCCGGCCCAUCUGACAUUAAACAGUGUAAAUAUCCAUUAUGUAUUUAAAAUGAAAAUUGUUUAGAGUUGACAUUUAGUACUUCAAAUGUACUAAUCAGGUUGCACUACUAUACCAUUGUGGCAGGUGGCCUUAUGGGAAAUGAAGUUUAUAACACAGAGAAGCAUUAGGGAUAACUCAAAACAGAUAAUAUUUUAUAGAGACUAAAUGUCCCUCCAUCCUUAAACACAAUCACUAGAGAGCCAUAGUGUCUCGUCUGUAAAUAAUAUUUCUGCARAACUGUCAGGCACCACUUUUUAAUAAAACCUCUGAAAGUGA
Messenger RNA from Salvelinus sp. IW2-2015, 5541 nucleotides. Lineage: Eukaryota; Metazoa; Chordata; Actinopteri; Salmoniformes; Salmonidae. The record is from RefSeq and is a predicted model, not a curated record.